UGGUGGUCAGCAUCUGUUCAAACAACGAGCACAAGUAGCAAUUGCAUGCAGACUACAGAUGGAGGUGGGUGGCAGGGUUUCGUGGGUGAAAUACGCGCCCCUUUUGUCCCUGCUCGCGUUCCUUUUGGCCGUGUGGUUCCGCUCACCACAGAAUGAGGUUCUGGACGACCGGCUGGACAGGGUCCUGUCCUCACUGCUGCGGGCUGAACGGAAAGUCGGGAUAAACGACGUCGUCAGACCGAGAGUGGCUGUCGGUUUUGGAGGCUGUGUUGACCUGAUAGUGGAUGGGGUAUCAUUGCUCAAUAAGAUUGGCCUCUCUCCCACAAACCAGCCCCUACAUCAUGACUAUAUAGAAAACACAGAACAGUUGGCUCAGAGCUUUGCCUAUUUCUUUGCACCCGGAGCUGCUGCAGAGCGUUUUAUAUCAAAUGACACCCUCUUCAGUGAGCUGGUAGAGGCAUCCCGUGACCUCCCUGGUAACAGAUGGUCAGUAGGUGGCAAUGCUCCGGUCAUGGCUGGUCGCAUGGCAACAGAAGGAUGUGAUGUGUUGCUCGGGGGAAGCUUUAGCACUGACUUUGCUGAGGUCCUGUCCCAGCACAUCACAGUGACAGGAAAUACUGUAGACGAGCCAGACAUCCAUCUGAUCCUCGAGUAUCCUUCAGGAGCCAACUGGGGUCACUAUACCUCACGUAGAGCCAACAGAUACAUCGUUCACAGCGAUGACCACAACCCCUACCUAGCCUCCAUGGAGGAGUUUGCCAAGGAACUUGAAGACUUCACACCAGAUCUGUUGGUGGUGGGUGGGCUGCAGAUGAUGGACAACUUCCCCUUCCAGUCAGGUGAAAGAGACGCUCUAUUUUCCCGCCUGGCCGACCUGCUGUCCUCCUCAUCCCCACAGAUCGGCAUUCAUUUUGAGAUGGCUAGUUUUGUAGAAGAGAGUAUCAUGGAAGACUUGCUUCACUAUAUCAUUCCUCAUGCUGACUCUAUGGGGAUGAACGAACAGGAGUUGCCCAACCUGCUCAGUCUGCUGAAAGGCUCCACCAUCACUGUGCUAUCUGACCCAAACCCUCGUGUAGCCACGGUCCUGGACCAGAUGAGGGAGGUCUAUCGCAUUCUUAACAAGCGCAACAAGGAUGCCAGCGACACAAACAGCACCACAGCCGAGGGUAAGUCACUGACCCGACUCCACGUCCAUACACUGGCCUUUCAGGCUAUGAUCGUGACCCGUGGCUCUAAGUGGAAGAACACCAUGUCGGCUACAGCCAAGGCGUCUCUCACAGCUAACCGCCAUGUCUGUGGCUCAAAUGACAUCGACCCCAGCAAGGCAAGGCUCAUCAUGGACGACUCAUUCUCUGUGAGCCGGCGAGAAGGCAGCCAGCGUAUCCCCCUGCAGGAGACCAGGCCCGUCAGCUGCUGGUACGAGGAAGACUAUGAGAUCUGUGUGGCACCUGUGCUUGUUUGCACUGAUGUGUAUCAAACCGCAGGUGGAGGGGACAACGUCUCAGCCGCAGGGCUUGUGCUGCAGAUCUAGACAGGGACAUUAAACUUUCUGUCUGUGUGUUGUGUUGAUUAGAUGCUUGCAUCGACUUGACCUAACAUGACUGCAACUUGAUGUAGCUGAGAUGCAAAUGAAGGUAUUGAUUGUUAAAUGUACCAGGCUAGUGCUGUCACACUUGCAGCUCAUGGCCUAAGUGGACCAUAAUGAAAACUCGUUAUCACUCCUACAGGUAAAAUGAUGGAAAACAGUAGUUAUUGGUGAGGUUAAACUGCCUUAUUAUAAGUAUUUGUUGUUUGGUGAACUGGGUAAUGCCUAUGUUAACACUUUCUUCAGUUAAUACCAUCUCUAGUGUCUCUGCUGGUGUGCAGAGUCCUCAGGUUUCAAGUUCAUUUGUUUUUACAAACCAAAACUUUGAGCAGACACUGCCCUAUUCUUUUACUGUAGCCAAUAUGUGACUCCAGUGAUUUUAAUAAGCCUGUCCUCUAUUUCUCAAAGGCCUUUUGUGACUUGACCAUCAAUCAUGAACAGGUUUGGAUAAAGUCUUGGUAGCUUCUAACGUGGUAUUUAUUAAGUGAUGUGUGAAUUGAGACUUUGAAUUCAUCAUAGGUCUGCUCUGUUUACAGACCAUUAAUUAUGUUCUCCGUUAAAAUGUCUUUGUCGUGUGAAUCUACUAUGCAGUAGACUUGAUCAGAGUUGAGUGAUUAUUGAAAAUGGCUGAAUGUUAAGUUCAGCCAUUAAACAAGCCCUUGAUCUCACCUGCCUCACAGCAAAUAUAAGGCAGUUUCAGUAAAACUGAAAACCUCAGUUUUAUUCUUUCACUACACAUACACAUACACAGGUAUGUAUAAAAAAAAUGUGAAUUUGAUUGGUUGGGAUUAUGGGAGUGUCGACGGCUGUGCAAUAAUGGGAAAUAUAGACAAAGUGACCACUGUUGGUAGCUGGAUAUGAUGUCAGAAAUUUCUUCUCUACCUCUGUGCUGUUUCAGUCUCACCUCCUGCUUUUGCCUGAUUGUUAUCGCUGCAUUUUUCUUGUCAUAUUUUUCUAUUACCUGUCAAACUUCUUCCUUGUUUUUUUUCCUCUUGUGUUUGUUUAUGACUCUUAAAAGGACCAAAUAACAAGUGUGUACUGACCACUGAUCAUGAAUCUUUAUUAAAGCCGUAGUACACAGGUUUACCAGAGAAACGAUCUUAUCUCCCAGUUGUUAGUUAAUAUUCAUGUUUUUGGGCUGGCUUUGACUUGGGGGCAGUGAGAGAUGUUGAUGGGCUCUUAUUAUUAUAGUUAAACAGUGCUUAACACAUUUAUUAGACCACCACCCAAUGUAAGAUGCAGCAUAAGUAAUGAUCAAAAUAAAUGUUUAUGUUUCUAUAAUAGUCAAUACACCAGUAUGUAGAAGCUCUGUAACUGGAAUCAUUUUUGUUAUCCAUGAAUUUUCAAAUUUACUGUUUUACAUAAAAGAAAUAGUGAAGCGCAUUAUUAUUUUUUGAUUAAGAUGUCAAAUUAUAGUUAUUGCAUUCCUGAACAGAAUUAGUUUUAGUGGUUGAAUGUUAUGCUUGAUUUGUUUCUGACUUCGCAGUGAAGCUCAGUGAUCUAGCUCUAAUUUGGGUAUAUAACAUUCAAACUACUUUUUGAAAGAUUUCUAGAAAGAUGUGUUUUCUCGUUGUUAUGACAGGUGGUCUAAAAAAUGUGUUAAGCACUGUGUGUAUAUACAAUAUAAAUAGAAGUAAUUGGCUUCUCACAAUAGAUAUUUAUAUCCCAAUGCAGAUAAUCUGCAAUCCCAGUUUCAGAUGGCUAUAAUUAAUUUCUGACUGGUUGAUAAUAAUGGUGCAAUUCAAGAUUAAGUCUACAUUUUAUGAUGAGAAACUUCACACACAUUAUUUAUUUUAUGAUGAAGCAAUUUGGUUUGUUGGAUAUAUAUUUUGGGGGAAGAGGGACACCCGUGCUUAGAACCGACUCUGCAAGACCUGAAAGGUUGUGCUCAUGUUGACACGUUUUAUUCCAGUUAUUGUCCUUUUUUAGGGUUUAGGUUUAGGUAGUUAUUUAGUGACCUUUCCCCCAGGCUGGUAGAGGGUCAGAGAUCACUUGAAAGAUAAAAAAAAAGUUGCAAAUUGUCCCAACAUGACCAACAUCAUUAUUUUUAGGAUGUAAAUCACUUUAAGUUCCAAUUAUAUUUAGAGAAGAAACUGGACUUAUUUGUUUAAAUCAAACAUUCCACCACAGACAAAACUGCAGUUUCUUUCAUGUUAAUGGGUUUCACAUUAAUAUGCAAUAUAAUUUAUAUUUCCCCUUUGAGACUGUUAUUUAUGUUACAAUGGAAAUGCAAACUAUGAAUCUAAGGGUAAAGGAAUCACUUUAAUUGUACUGUACUGAUUUGUUGAUGAUGAAGGUGAAUGGAUGGAGCCAUAUUUGUGUUAACUGGUGUUUUUAGUGAAAAGGGAGCUUUUCAUCCAGAUAUUGUUCCUAUUGCUGUUUUAUUUUCUCACGUUUUUCGUCUCACACAGUGACUGGACGCUGAGAGUAACGGGUCACAUUAUUACUGUGAAAUUAGCGCAAUGCGGGUUAAAGUUUGGGUCUCAUCGCAGAAGAAAACAUUAAGUGCAGUUUUCAGUCAAACGUAAAUGGAGGUAUCUGCCACUUUUUUCCUAAAACAUUCUUUUCAAAGUACUUUGUCACAGUUUAAGAAAAUUGAAAAGGCUGAUUCCUCAGUUUAUGAUGGAACCAUUUGCAUGUGUUCAUGCUUAAAAACACAGAACUGCACGUGUUUGUGACCAUAUCAUCAUUUUUAGGCUCCAGAUGAUUUCCCAUGUAACCCAUCCAAAGCUGUGCUUGACUGUUUCAUGCAUGUUGAUUAUUUAAUGCAAGAUCAUAAAAAAUGCUGCGCUGAUAAAGCAA
Solea solea (common sole) is the source of this 4387-nucleotide messenger RNA. It is a transcript of the gene adpgk2, whose product is annotated as ADP-dependent glucokinase 2. Gene Ontology annotation, cellular component: endoplasmic reticulum. NCBI's taxonomy places the organism in Eukaryota, Metazoa, Chordata, Actinopteri, Pleuronectiformes, Soleidae. Gene Ontology annotation, biological process: glucose metabolic process. The transcript is spliced from 7 exons. Gene Ontology annotation, molecular function: ADP-specific glucokinase activity. The coding region runs from base 59 to 1531 and encodes 490 amino acids. The record is from RefSeq and is a predicted model, not a curated record.